AUGAGGCAGCUGGGUGUACCUGGGGAGGCUGCAGGAUUUGGCGCUAGAGAUGCUGAAGGGUCAGUUGGUAUGACAGAGUUUCAGGUUGGUCAGCAAUUUCAGGAUAAGGAUGAUGCCAUGUUAAGUGUGAAGACUUACAGCAUCCGCCGAGGUGUACAAUACAAGGUUGUGGAGUCUGAUUAUCGCUGUCACAUUGGCAAGUGUUCUGAGUUCGGAAAUGGGUGCACAUGGUUGAUUCGGCUGAGUCUCCAGCAGCGCAAGGGCAUAUGGGAGGUCAAACGGUACAAUAGACCGCACACUUGUCUCGCCAGCUCUAUCUUCAAUGAUCACAGGAGUUUGGAUUAUCAUGUGAUAUCGGCAUUCAUUAUGCCAAUGGUUAGAGUUGAUGUAUUCGUUAGCAUCAAGAUGCUCCUAAAUGCGACUGCGUCGCAUUACGGAUUCAGGCCGACCUACAGGAGGGUCUGGAUGGCGAAGCAGAAGGCUGUUGCACUCAUUUAUGGUGACUGGGAUGAGUCUUACAACGAGCUCCCACGGUGGGUGUUAGGAGUGCAGGUGACAAUGCCUGGCUCUAUUGCAGUUCUUCGGACUAGCCCUGUUCGAGUUGGGGGACAACUGGAUGAAUCUCAGGCUUAUUUUCACAGACUGUUCUGGACUUUCCUACCAUGUAUCGAGGCAUUUUGUCAUUGCAAGCCGUUGGUUAGUAUUGAUGGGACCCAUCUCUAUGGCAAGUAUGGGGGUACUCUGCUUGUGGCGAUUGCACAGGACGGGAACUCCAACAUACUCCCUGUUGUAUUCGCGCUAGUCGAGGGUGAGAAUGCUGAGUCUUGGUCAUUCUUUCUCUCCCACCUCCGUCAGCACGUUACACCACAGCCAGGUCUGCUCGUUAUCUCUGACAGGCAUAACGGCAUCAAGACCGCCCUUGAGGCUCCCGACGGUGGCUGGCUACCUCCGGCUGCAUACCGAGCUUUCUGCAUUCGGCACGUAGCAGCAAAUUUCGCCCUUACCUUCAAGGGUAAAGACGCAAGGAGGCUUCUCGUGAACGCUGCCUAUGCUAAGAAGGAGGUCGAGUUCCAUUACUGGUUUGAUAUUCUUCGCUCGGAAGAUCCGACGAUGUGUGAAUGGGCAAACCGGAUUGAGUAUUCAUUGUGGACACAGUGUUGCGAUGAGGGCCGAAGAUUCGGUCACAUGACGACAAAUAUAUCCGAGUGUGUGAAUUCAAUCCUCAAGGGUGUGAGGAACCUUCCUGUAUGCUCGUUGGUUAAAGCAACGUACGGUCGGUUGGCCGAAUUUUUUGUUCGCUUGGGGAGAGAGGCGGAGGCCCAGCUGGGUACGGGACAACAAUUCAGUCAACACCUUGUUAAAUGUAUAGAGGCCAACUUGAAGACGGCAAGGUGCUUCACAGUUACUUUGUAUGACAGGGACAACUUGGAGUACACGGUCGCAGAGACCACUCUUACUGGUUCUUUCUCCCUUGGUAGCUACAGGGUGUCACUCGGAUCUCAGACAUGUGAUUGCGGAUACUUCCAGGCACUGCAUUUCCCUUGUCCGCACGCACUGGCAUGCUGUGCUUACUCACGAGUCACUUCGCACUCCUAUGUCCACCCAGUCUAUCGACUCAGUAACAUUUUUAGUGUCUAUCAGAUGGGAUUCAGACCUCCAAUCCCAGAGGGUUUCUGGCCACCAUAUGAUGGGCCGACGGUAAUACCGGACCCGAACAAGAGGCGUGCAAGGGAGGGUCGUCCCAGGUCUACUCGUAUUCGGACGAACAUGGACGAGGCAGAUCCAAAUCGGCCUAAGAGAUGCGGCUUAUGUCGGCUCUCCGGACACACUCGUCGGAGCUGCCCACAGGUCGGGGGUAGCCAGGGAGGACAGUGA
Messenger RNA from Arachis stenosperma, 1875 nucleotides. RefSeq lists its product as uncharacterized. Gene Ontology annotation, molecular function: zinc ion binding. The record is from RefSeq and is a predicted model, not a curated record. The coding region runs from base 1 to 1875 and encodes 624 amino acids. NCBI's taxonomy places the organism in Eukaryota, Viridiplantae, Streptophyta, Magnoliopsida, Fabales, Fabaceae. The transcript has a single exon.